Molecule: messenger RNA, 826 nt
Organism: Rhagoletis zephyria (snowberry fruit fly)
Lineage: Eukaryota; Metazoa; Arthropoda; Insecta; Diptera; Tephritidae
Source: RefSeq, a predicted model, not a curated record
AUGACGGAAACUACCGAAACAGCGGCUGCCAGUGCAGUCAAUGGCAGUCCGCCCAAUAGCAGCUCCGCUGAAACCGCCGCCUCUAAAAAGGAUUCAGAAAGCUCUGAAACUAAUGCCAAAAAUACCUCAAACUCUUCAAACUCCUCCUCCUCCUCCUUGUCGACGACCGUCACCACGAGCACUGCCAACGCCAAUAUCAGCACUUCUGCCGCCGCCACGACCACCACGACCACUUCAGUUCCUGAGAACGCGCAGCUGAUCAGUCGAACGACGAAUCAGGUGCAGACGCAGCAGGUGAAGACCAUCACCAAGGUCUACACGACGCGGGAGAUUCGCCACAUUGGCCCGGACGGGCUGCCGGUGGCCGACCAGCCGCCGUACAGCGAGACUACGACGGCCACCACCACCACAGCAGCAGCGGCAGGCAAUGACUACACCAACUUUCCCGGGCCCAGAGAAGGUGCCGGUGGCAAUAGUAGUGCAGUACCAACAAGCAAUGGCGGCGGUAACGUCCUCAACGAGCAGUACAGCGGCGCACAGUUUGCCGGGGAUUCCGGGGCGCACACCUACAGCAACACCAACUUUCACCAGCAGCAGCAGCAGGCGGCUCAGAAUCUGAUGGCGCCCUCGCCCAGCCCAGCUGGUUCAGGAGGAUCGACGGCCAACACCGGCAGUACGGCCACCUUCACCACUGCUGGCGGCCCCGCCGUACAGCCGCCUCGGCCGAUGCAGUACGACCCCUAUGCGAGGAACAGCCAGAUUGGCUACGGCGACUACUCCAACUUUAACAACUAUCAGGAUUUGGGCCAUCUGGAACAGGCAGCAG